This is a messenger RNA of Bursaphelenchus xylophilus (pine wood nematode), 4567 nucleotides long. Lineage: Eukaryota; Metazoa; Nematoda; Chromadorea; Rhabditida; Aphelenchoididae. The record is from the annotation of a GenBank genome assembly.
AUGUUCAGAUCGGUGCCUUUCCUGGUGUUAUUGUUGAUCUCAGUUGGUGGUAGGUUAAUAUUUUUUAUACUGUCUUGGUCUUUUAACCUCUGCUAUGUCGCCUUUAAGAUGCCAAAAGAACAAUAUGUAUGAAGAAAGGCUUCGCAGUCGAGAAAAUCGGAUUUUAUCAGCGAAUUGAGAGUUCCAGUCCAAAUGAUUGCGUGGAAAGGUGUAUCGAGAGCUGGGAGUCCUGUAAAUCGGUAGUGUAUAUACAAGCUCAGUCGAAAGUAAGCUCCACUAAAGUCUAACUUGAGCAUUAAUAAACCUAAUUUUUUUGAUCAUUAUUUUAACCUUACUUUAGCGCCAUAAACCCUUGUGUCAGCUGUAUAAUGUGAAUUCCGAGACGGAUUACGUUCUUCUGCGGCAAGUCUCACGCCAUGAGCCUCAAUCUACAAUAUUCGAAAUACUCGAUUCCUGUCCAUCAAAGGUGGCGGAUCAAUCUCGCGAUUUCUUCGAUACUCUGAGCCCAUCUCUUCGACGAAUUCUCAACGGAAUUCCAACAAUCCAUCGACGAAUUUCGGGACAAUUUGAACGAAGAGAUGACCUUGGAAAAGAGACUUAUCUGGCUCCAGAGAAACCACUAUAUCCCUUCAAUGGGAGUAAAAUUAAAAGUAAAACAAGUAGCGAGAAUUUUGACAAUGACCUGAAUGCCAAUGGUGGAGAUGCUGGAGCUCCUGUGCCGAGGAAACAAGAACCCCUCAGGCCAAUUCAACCAGUCGUUGGACAGCAGCAAGGGGCUGGGCAGGCUUUGUCGGCAUUCGCUGGAAAUGUUGAUCCGAAUAAAGGAGCCUAUCUCACAGGCCCUCAGGGCUUUGCGAGACCCGGAUUUGGCGGACUUUGUCCAAGUAAAUACUUCAUUUCUUAUGUAGAUUAUUUGUAGAUGGUGUUUGCGCUCCAAUCCAGCCUCCAGGUGCCUAUCCAGCUCAAAUUAUCUCUUAUCCCAGUGGUGUUUCCUAUCCUUGCAGUCCAUUAAGACCUCCAUAUGAAUGUGGAAACGGUGCGGCCAGGCCAACAGCGGGAAUUGAACUUCCAAAAGAAGUGAGACCAACCUGGUCGGAGUGGCUGCCUGUUGGGACUUGCUCCGUGACUUGUGGAAAGGGUGUUCGGAUGAGAAAACGGACUUGUUCUACUGGAAAUGAAGAUGAUUGUGAUGGUAAAUCAUCAAGAGCAAUAUAAUAUGGUAUAUUCAGGAGAUCCAUCCAAGGAUGAACCUUGUAUUCAGCCCGAAUGUAAUGUGUGGAGUGAGUGGACCGAAUGGGGAAGAUGCUCAGCCUCGUGCGGAGGAGGAACGAAGACCAGAACUCGUGUUUGCAGGAACGGACAAGACUGCGUUGGACCCAGGGAAGAUGUCAGGGAAUGUGCGGAAGAAGCGUGCCCUCAAUGGACUAAUUGGACACCGUGGGGAGAGUGUUCAUCAACUUGUGGACAAGGGGUUCAACGACGAAUUAGAGAAUGCAUUCCUCCUGGAUCCGCGGAAUGUAAGGGACCCUCGGCUGAUCAUCAGCCAUGUGAAAACAAGGCUUGUCCUACAUGGGGACAAUGGGAGCGAUGGUCAGAGUGCUCGAAGACUUGUGGAAUGGGGGAAAGAGUAAGAGUACAUAUUUGUAAUUGGAUGGGUUACUUGAAGGUUCGUCGGAGAGAAUGUUUGAAUGGACUGGGCGAUGAUUGUCUUGGACCCCAUGAAGAACAUUUGCUAUGUAACCCACAGCCAUGCCCAGAAUGGACUCAAUGGACACCUUGGGGACAAUGCUCAAAGAGUUGUGGAGAUGAGGGGUCACGGCUAAGAACAAGGUACGUUAUUUCCACAAUUGUAUGAAUUCGUUUUUGGCCAGGAGUAAUAGAAAUAUUUUCUUUCAGGGAAUGCCGUUACGAAGGAGUGCCCUCAGCAUUCUGCGAAGGCACAGCACAAGAUCAAUCAGCCUGCCAACUCGACCCCUGUCCCCAUUGGGGAUCCUGGUCGUCUUGGACUGGCUGCAGUGCCACUUGUGGUCAUGGGCAACAAACCAGACAACGAGAAUGCGAACCUAAAGGUUUUGGAUGCACAGGAGGCGACAGGGAGAUCAGAUUCUGUCAGCAGGCGGUCUGUCCGUAUUGGGAUCAAUGGUCGGAAUGGACAACUUGCUCUGAGUCCUGUGGAAGAGGACUAACUUCAAGGAAAAGGAAGUGUGUCAAGGAUGAUGUGUUGCCUGGGGCAGUGCUACCAAGUGAUGAAGAAUUGGGAGGAGCCGGCUUAGAUGGACUAAGACCAGAGCCAUCACCGGAGCAGGAAGAUGAUAAUGAUGGGCCGGAAGUGGAACCGGUGACUGAAUCCAGCCGGGAGGGAAGCUCUGAUGACAACGGUGAGUUCUGCAGGGCUUCUUGUGUAACAUUGCAGCAUCGCUGACUCACAUUUUAUAUUAUAAUUGCAGACGCGAUCAAAGCCCGUUUAAUUGAGCGCGCCCAACGAUUGAAGAACAGCACAACGACCAAGAAGAAUCGCUCGACGAAACAGAAAGCCCGGCUACAAGAGCAAGUUCUGGAGGUCACUCAGAGCGCAGCGGCCGAACGAAGAAGAGCCCCGAUUAAAGCGACGGUUCUGGAGUUACGAGAUGCCCCAGAAGGAUGCCCUGGGGCUGAUUCCGAACAAAAAGAAUGCGAUGCUGGACCUUGUUGUGAAUGGAGUAGCUGGUCAGCUUGGACUGAUUGUAACAACCCUUGUCAUUCGGGGCAGAGAUUGCGGUGAGAAAAGGCUUUGGGAUUAUUUUGGACAUGCGAUUUUGAUGUAACAUCUAAUAUUUGUUACAGAAGUCGCUCUUGUCAAGUUCAAGUUCCCUUCCACACGCAUGGUCAAGGUAGCGCCUUGGGUGUCUCAUCGGGAGAACCACCGCCGCCAGCACCGGCGAAUUACAUCAAUAUCUACGCAAGACCUCCGCAGCAUGACCGUAUGCUCACUUUGAUCCCUUUUGAUUAUUUUUUGCAUAAUUUUAGACGUCAAACGGUACACUGAAGAGAUCGGUCGUUCCAAACGGCAAGCUCCAUUUGGCGCUCAGCCAGGUACUUAUCUAACAGCACCAGCCCCUCAGAUCUAUGCCAAUCAGCCUUUUGUUCAGCCAAUUAUUGGUCAACAAACAAAUAAUUACCCUCAGGCGGUUAAUGCAUUCACUGGAGUCCCGGCCCCAUCACCAUUUGGAGCAUCCUUGGGAACGGGUUUCCCAGCAGGGCCAAGCCUAGCCAGUCCGUUUGGAAAGGGCUGUGAAUGUCCUGGAAAAGCAGUAGAGACUGAUCAAUGCGACGCUUCAGAAGUUCGAAAUGCCUGCGGAAAUGGAGCUGCAUUGGGAACGGGACAGCGGGGGAAGGGACAACAAGAGGGAGGAGGGAAACCAUUCGGUCAAAUUCAAGUCCAACCAGCAGCAGUCAGUGGGCAUUCCAAGAGCGGACAAAAAGGGAAAGGAUCUUCGACCGAGAUCACAAGUUAUGAAGCCAGGGAUAACAAUGACAGAGAUAGUCUGGUCAUGGCGGUCAAUCAGAUGAUGCUAGCUAAUCAGAAAUGCGAAUGGGGAAGUUGGGGACCAUGGAAUACUUGUAGAGGAUCUUGCGAGAAGGUAGGUUAUAUUAGAAAUGACAUGUCCUGGCAUUAAGAUGGCCAUGGAUAAUGUUGAUCACUUUAGGGUCACAAAGCGAGAACUCGAGCAUGUAAACAAAAAGAGAGUUCAGGAGGAGAUCAGAGUUACGAUGUGAAGAGCAGAGUGGCAAGAGCUUCUCCAUGUGAAUGUGAUGGAGAUGACGUGGAAACAGAAGAUUGUACUCCAGCUGUAAGCAGUAAAACACUACCUUGUACUGAUCAUAAUCAAAAUUCAUUUAUCUUUCUUUAGGGCUGUGAAAUUCAAGAGCGAGAUCAGCCAAUGUCUUCGGAGCGAGAGAACCGAGAUCUGACCAAAGAAGAUGAAGAUCCCGUCCUCAGUUGUUACUGGUCAGAAUGGACUGAUUGGGGUCAUUGUGGGAAAGAUCUGCUGAGAAAGAGGACUCGGUUAUGCGUUGGACUUAAGGCUCUCCUCACAAACUGUGAAUGCAUGGGCCCUUCCGUCCAGCAAACAGCUUGCAGUGCUCCAAAUUUGGAUAAAAAACCUUCGGCGGCAGUCUUGGCUGUAAGCCGAGAUAUUCUGCAAGAUCGGCUGGAAAAGAAACCAAGGAAUUCGAAGAGACAUAAUAAUAAGGACGAGGAUGAAAAGAUUGAUCAGAUAUUGGACUCGCUGGACAGCUGUGAAUGGUUAAGUUGGACAGAAUGGACUCAGUGCAAUGCACCGUGCGACGGAGAGGGGGAAAGGAGAAGGACCAGGACGUGCCCUUGUCGGUAAGAACAAUUUUCAUCUUUUAUGUACGAAAACCUGAGGGUCUCCUUAUAUGAUGACUAAACCAAAAUAUUUUUUGCAUUGAAAUUACGGUAAUAUUUAGGACCUGCCAGAGCGGAAUGAAAGAGCAAGUCGAGUCAUGUCGCGGGGAUCCAUGCCUUUCAGCGGUCAAUCAUAAAAAGUAUCCAUUCGAUGAAUAA